AUGCCUCUGCUGGAUGUUUUCUGGGCUUGUUUCAGGAAAGUGAUGUGCUUCCCGAAGCAGCAGGGGAGGAAGAAUGCUGAAGCUGAGGCCAAAAAAGCAUGUGAAUGGCUCCGAGCAACAGGAUUUCCUCAGUAUGCUCAGUUUUUUGAAGAAGGUUCAUUUCCCUUGGAUAUUGGCUCUGUGAAGAAGGACCACGGUUUUCUGGACGAGGACUCUUUGGGGGCCCUGUGCAGGAGGCUGAUGACCUUGAACAAUUGUGCCUCGAUGAAACUGGAGGUUCAUUUUCAAUCCAAGAAGAAUGAAGACUCAGAAGAGGAAGAGCAGUGUACCAUCAGCAACCCCUGGUCCUUGCAGCGAGAAAGUAAAUGCUGGUCUCUCAUGGGCUCUUCUGACCUGCUGGCCCCACCGAGCCUUGGACUGCCAGUGACCUCCAGCUGUGAGAGUGUCCUCACUGAGCUUAGUGCCACCUCUCUGCCGGCCAUCACCGUGAGCCUACCAUCCAAUCCAGUGGACCUGCCCUUGCUAGGCUGUGCCCCUAGCCCAAGUGACCAGCCCCUCCUCAGCCCUACCCAGGGCCCAGAGGGUUCCCAGAACAAGGCCAAGAAGCUGCAUUCCCGUAGUUUCCUCAAGCACCUCGAGUCUCUGAGACGGAAGGAAAAGGGUGGCAGCCGGCAAGCUGAGCCAGAGCAUAGCCCAGUAACUUCAGAAAAGGCCAUUAAAAGUUCCUCUUUCCGGAGCCGCCGUGGCUUUCUCUCAGCUGGGUUCUAUAGGGCCAAGAACCAGGCAGACACCUCAGUCAGUGGCAGUGGUGCUGAGACUCAGAGUGGCUGGGAGGUCUGGCCUAUGGCCAUGCUCCGGCAUCCUCAGCAGAUACACAGGGGUGACUACCUGGUGCAUGUGCCUGGGGACCACAAACCAGGUACAUUCCCUCGCUCCCUGUCCAUUGAGAGCCUGUCUACUGAAGACGGACACCAUCUGGCUGAUUGGCAGCUAGGUAGGCGUUGGGGCUGCGAAGGACGCCGGGGCUCCUGUGGCUCCACAGGCAGCCAUGCCAGCACAUAUGACAACAUGCCUGAGCUAUACCCAGCUGAGCCUAUACUGGCUGGGGCUGAGGCCGAAGAUGAAGAAGAGGGCAGCGGCAGCUAUGCCCAUCUAGAUGACAUCCUCCAGCAUGUGUGGGGGCUGCAGCAACGGGUAGAACUUUGGUCUCAGGCCAUGUACCCAGACCUGGGGCCUGGAGAUCAGGAAGAGAAAGAAGAUGAAGAAGAAGAGGCCACUUCAUUAGUAGAAAUAGCCACAGUUGAGGUAGAAGGUCAGCCUGAGGCUCUGGUCCAGGUAGAGGCUCUGGCCCAUAAAGAGUCCUCAGCUCUGGGCCAGGUUGAUGUCCAGACAGUUGUCCCAGUUCAGGCCUCACCGGAACUCCAGGCACAAGCUGAGGCCAAGCCACUUGGCCCAACCCAGGAUAUUGGGCAGGAGGCAAAUUCAAGCAGGGAACCCACUUCUGCCUCUAGCCUAUCUGUGGAAGAGCACUCCAUUUCUGACACUGUGGCCUCCUCCAGCGAACUGGACAGUAGUGGGAACUCCAUGAAUGAGGCUGAGGCUUCAUGGUCCCCGGUUGGACUCCAGGCAUCAGCACCCCGUGAACGACGAGAUUCAGGCGUUGGGGCCUCACUUACCAGACCCUGCAGGAAGCUCCGUUGGCACAGCUUCCAGAACUCUCAUCGGCCCAGCCUCAACUCGGAGUCACUGGAGAUCAACCGGCAGUUUGCCAGCCAGAUCCACCUGUUGCACAAGGGCUCCCUACUGCGGCUCACAGCCUUCAUGGAGAAGUACAGUGUGCCCCAUAAACAGGGCUGGGGCUGGACAGUUCCCAAGUUCAUGAAAAGGAACAAAACCCCAGAUUACCAGGGCCAGCAUGUGUUUGGGGUGCCACCUCUCAUCCAUGUGCAACGCACAGGCCAGCCAUUGCCACAGAGCAUCCAGCAAGCCAUGCGCUACCUGCGCAGCCAGUGUCUGGACAAGGUGGGCAUAUUCCGCAAGUCUGGAGUGAAGUCUAGAAUCCAGAUCCUGCGCCAAAUGAAUGAGUCCUCUCCUGACAAUGUCUGCUAUGAGGGCCAGUGUGCCUAUGAUGUGGCUGACCUGCUGAAGCAGUAUUUUCGAGACCUACCUGAGCCUAUCUUCACCAGCAAGCUCACGACCACUUUCCUGCAGAUCUACCAGCUCCUCCCCAAGGAUCAGUGGUUGGCAGCAGCGCAAGCUGCCACUUUACUGCUUCCUGAUGAGAACCGAGAAGUGCUGCAGACCCUGCUCUAUUUCCUAAGUGACAUUGCCUCUGCUGAGGAAAACCAGAUGACAGCCGGCAACCUGGCAGUGUGUCUGGCACCCUCCAUCUUCCACCUCAACAUCUCCAAGAAGGAUAGCCCCUCACCCAGGAUCAAGAGCAAACGCAGCCUAGUUGGUCGUCCAGGCUCGAGGGACCUGAGUGAGAACAUGGCGGCCACCCAGGGAUUAUCACAUAUGAUCAGUGACUGUAAGAAACUUUUCCAGGUACCCCAGGACAUGGUGCUGCAAUUGUGUGGCUCCUACAGCGCAGCUGAGCUCAGACCUCCUGGCCCAGCCCUGGCUGAGCUGCGACAGGCCCAGGCUACUGGUGUGAGUCUGAGCCUCUACAUGGAAGAGAGUGUUCAGGAGCUGCUGCGUGAUGCUGCUGAGCGCUUCAAGGGCUGGAUGAGCGUGCCAGGGCCCCAGGACACGGAACUAGCUUGCAGGAAAGCACCAGACGGGCACCCCCUGCGUGUGUGGAAGGCAUCCACAGAGGUGGUGGCCCCUCCAGCGGUGGUGCUACACCGUAUUCUGCGGGAACGGGCCCUCUGGGAUGACGACCUGCUGCGAGCCCAGGUCCUGGAGGCCCUGAUGCCGGGUGUGGAACUAUACCACUAUGUCACCGACAGCAUGGCACCCCAUCCCUGCCGUGACUUCGUGGUGCUUCGGAUGUGGCGUUCUGACCUGCCCCGCGGGGGUUGCUUGCUUGUCUCCCAGUCCCUGGAUCCUGAGCAACCUGUGCCAGAGUCUGGGGUGCGGGCCCUGAUGCUCACUUCCCAGUACCUCAUGGAGCCUUGUGGCUUGGGUCGCUCCCGGCUCACCCAUAUCUGCCGUGCUGACCUAAGGGGCCGGUCUCCGGACUGGUAUAACAAAGUCUUUGGGCACCUGUGUGCCAUGGAAGUGGCAAAGAUCCGGGACUCCUUUCCUGCCCUGCAAGCAGCUGGACCUGAAACAAAGUUGUGA
Molecule: messenger RNA, 3285 nt
Organism: Pipistrellus nathusii (Nathusius's pipistrelle)
Lineage: Eukaryota; Metazoa; Chordata; Mammalia; Chiroptera; Vespertilionidae
Source: the annotation of a GenBank genome assembly